Molecule: messenger RNA, 1862 nt
Organism: Argentina anserina (silverweed cinquefoil)
Lineage: Eukaryota; Viridiplantae; Streptophyta; Magnoliopsida; Rosales; Rosaceae
Product: glycerol-3-phosphate 2-O-acyltransferase 6
Exons: 2
Coding region: 91-1587 (498 amino acids)
Biological process (GO): cutin biosynthetic process
Cellular component (GO): membrane
Molecular function (GO): phosphatase activity; glycerol-3-phosphate 2-O-acyltransferase activity
Source: RefSeq, a predicted model, not a curated record
CACAAGUUCUGUGACAAAACAUUCAACCACACACCGUUAUUUCUCCAUCACUCUCCCUCCCUUUCUUUCUCUCCGGAGUCUCCGGUGGCCAUGGGGGCACGGUGUCGUUUCGAGCCGAUUUCGAGAUGCAGCACGGAGGGACGAUCAAACCAGACGGUGGCUGCAGACCUCGACGGUACCCUCCUCGUGUCCCGAAGCGCUUUCCCUUAUUUCAUGCUCGUUGCUCUUGAAGCCGGUAGUCUUCUAAGAGCACUAGUACUACUAGUAUCCGUACCAUUCGUGUAUUUCAUCUACCUGUUCAUAUCGGAGUCCGUAGCGAUCAACACCUUCAUCUUCAUUUCUUUCGCCGGUCUAAGGCUGAGGGACAUUGAGAUGGUUGCCAGGUCCGUCUUGCCCAAGUUUUACGCAGAAGACGUUCACCCGCAGACUUGGAAAGUGUUCAACUCGUUCGGCAAGCGAUACAUCAUUACAGCCAACCCCAGAGUUCUUGUGGAGCCUUUCGUCAAGAACUUUCUUGGUGCCGAUAAGGUUCUCGGGACAGAGUUGGAAGUGACCAGGUCCGGGAGGGCUACUGGUUUUGUCCAAAAACCAGGUGUUCUUGUCAGUGAACACAAAAGAGAUGCCAUUAUCAAGGAGUUCGGCGAGGACUUACCGGAUGUGGGUCUCGGAGAUAGAGAAACUGACCAUGACUUCAUGUCCAUUUGCAAGGAAGGGUACAUGGUUCCAAGGACAAAAUGUGAGCCUUUGCCAAGAAACAAGCUUUUGAGCCCGGUUAUAUUUCAAGAAGGUCGUUUGGUACAAAGACCUACUCCUUUGGUUGCCUUGCUGACCUUUUUAUGGAUGCCAAUUGGUAUAAUUCUGUCCAUAUUAAGAGUAUACACCAACAUUGUAUUGCCUGAGAGAAUUGCUAGAUACAACUAUAAGCUUCUGGGGAUCAAGCUGACCGUUAAGGGCAACCCUCCACCGCCACCUAGAAAGGGCCACCCUGGGGUUCUAUUUAUCUGCAACCAUCGUACAGUUUUAGACCCUGUUGUGACAGCAGUGGCACUAGGAAGAAAAAUUAGUUGUGUGACAUACAGCAUUAGCAAAUUUUCCGAACUAAUUUCUCCGAUCAAGGCGGUGGCAUUGACGAGGGAAAGAGAGAAAGACGCCGAGAACAUUAAGGCUUUGCUCGAGGAAGGUGACCUUGUGAUUUGCCCUGAAGGAACUACUUGCAGAGAGCCAUUUCUGCUGAGGUUCAGUGCACUCUUUGCUGAGCUUACUGAUAGGAUUGUUCCUAUCGCAAUUAACACUAAGCAAAGUGUAUAUUACGGGACAACAGUCCGUGGACACAAAUGGAUGGAUCCUUAUUUUGUGUUCAUGAAUCCAAUGCCAACAUAUGAGAUCACGUUUUUAAAUCAGCUACCGAUGGAACUCACUUGCAAAGGUGGGAAAUCGCCGUAUGAAGUGGCGAAUUACAUUCAGAGGGUAUUGGCCGGAACUUUGGGGUUUGAGUGCACAAAUUUGACUAGGAAGGAUAAGUAUUCAGCGAUUGCCGGAACAGAUGGUAGGGUUAAUUCAAUCAAAAAGGAGAAGGAAAAGGAAUAGCCCUAGCUAAGGAGAGCUUGAGUUACCCCCGAUGAUGAUAUUAAUCAUCAAAUUUAAUCUACCUAUUGUUUUCCAGUAUCUUCUAAACUUUUCUCAUAAUAAUGAAACUGAUUGAUUAUUACAGUUAUUAUAAGAGAAAUUACUCCUAAUGUACACAUUAGCUUCUGUAUUCCCAUAUAGUUCGUUGCAACCAUCUCGAUCUGAUCUCUUCCGGCUUGUCCGAGUUCACUUUUUAAUUUGUAUUUCAACAUGAAUGACAAAUAGAUGAAACAUUU